AUGGCCAGAAGUAUACCCACUACUAGGUCUGCAGAAGAAGUAGCGGUUGGAUUUUUAUUAUGCUGGAUAUCCCGCUUCGGAGCUCCAGUCAAAAUGACGACUGAUCGAGGUACUCAAUUUAAAUCUGAAUUAUUUAGAUCAUUAAACAAGUUGACAGGUACCAUUAGGAUCAGGACUUGCAGCUAUCAUCCAUGUUCCAACGGACUAAUAGAGCGCUUCCAUCGACAACUCAAGACUGCGAUAAUGUGUUACAAAGACAACACAUGGUUGGAAGCACUUCCGCUAAUUCUAGUAGGCAUUCGAAACGCUUACAAACCUGAUAUCAAGACAUCAGCCGCUGAAAUGGUGUAUGGUGAACCACUUCGCCUUCCUGGAGAAUUUUUUGAAUUAUAUAAAAAUCCUCAAAAUUUAAGACAUCCGGCUGAUCUACUCUCGAGACUUCGAGAACACGUAGCGCAUCUUCAACCAAGACCUACAAACAUGCACGAAUAUUUUCCUCCGCGACGAUACUAUCAGGAAGUCACUCCAAAUCAAGGUCCAUACGAAGUUCUUAAGAGAGAUGAUAAAACAGUAACCAUACGAACACAGAGAGGCAGUACACGGAUGUCCAUCGAUCGCAUCAAACCAGCCUAUAUCAUCGUAGAUCCAAUGUUCUUGGGAAUUCAAAUUGCAGCAGAAUCUAGUGACUAA
Ctenocephalides felis (cat flea) is the source of this 690-nucleotide messenger RNA. RefSeq lists its product as uncharacterized. Lineage: Eukaryota; Metazoa; Arthropoda; Insecta; Siphonaptera; Pulicidae. Gene Ontology annotation, molecular function: nucleic acid binding. Gene Ontology annotation, biological process: DNA integration. Bases 1 to 690 code for a protein of 229 amino acids. The record is from RefSeq and is a predicted model, not a curated record. The transcript has 3 exons.